AUGAUGGUUUUGAUUGAAGUACCCCACAAUAAAAGUGGUACUUUGUCAAAGAAUAACCUGAGAUUGGUCGACAUCAAUAAAAUCGCAUUCACUCUGGGUACCAGUGUGUGUAAUGCUCUACCAGCAUUUCACGCCUUCACAGGUUGUGAUGACCACACAGCCUCAUUUGCCAGAAAAGCAGAGCUGACUCCUUUCAAACCACUAGAGAAGAGCAAAAAGUUCCAAGAAGCUUUCAGUAGAAUGGGAGGGAGUGAAACGCUGUCUCAUGAAACAAUUGAAGAAGAAUACGUUUGCGAAAUUUAUGGGAACCGAAAAUUAUCCAGCGUCAAUAAGGCUCGGUUCGAAAUUUUCUUGGAUUGCUACAAGCCAAAAUCGAAUCAAUCUCUGUUCGGGGGUAUCAAGAAUUUUGAGGCCAGUCGUAUCCCUCCUUGA
Messenger RNA from Phaedon cochleariae (mustard beetle), 432 nucleotides. The record is from the annotation of a GenBank genome assembly. Lineage: Eukaryota; Metazoa; Arthropoda; Insecta; Coleoptera; Chrysomelidae.